GCACGAGGGAAGUUGUCAUCUCAUGGCAGGCCGGUGGUCCCGGGCUUGUAUCUCCGGGUUUGUAACGCUGGGACAACCACCGGGGGCCCACGAGGAAGGGGAGAAAUGAAGGGAGGGAGAGGGCGAGAGAGGCCGUAGAUGUCGGCUAUCGUCUAUAUAAGUAUGCGUUGUCCUCGCUCCAACUUGACGACUAUCCCUUCCCAAGACCAGCCCCCUCCGGUCGAGCAUCAAGAGCACCGAUUCCAACAUGGCCUCUACCAAGCUUACCCUGGCGUCCGUCGCCAGCACCCUUGCACUCAUCCCGUCCGUCCUCGCCGGCUACGAUGCCGGCUCGCAGAGCAAUAUUGCCGUGUACUGGGGCCAGAAUUCGUACGGCCAGCAGUCCUCGCAGGAGAGGCUGAGCACGUACUGCUCUACCAGCAAGAUAAACAUCAUCCCGCUGGCUUUCAUGAAUGGCAUCCGGACGCCCAUCACGAACUUCGCCAACGCGGGCGACAAGUGCACGGUAUAUGCCGGUACUCAGCUGCUCAACUGCCCCGAGAUCGAAGAGGACAUCAAGACCUGCCAGUCUCUGGGGAAGACGAUCCUCGUCUCGAUCGGCGGCGCGACCUACACUGAGGGCGGCUUCCCGGACGCGGCGUCGGCUGAGAGCUCCGCCGAGACGGUCUGGUCGCUGUUCGGCCCGGACACGAGCGCACCGAACCGGCCAUUCCGCUCGGCGGUCGUCGACGGAUUCGACUUCGACUUUGAGGCAACGACGCAGAACUUCGUGCCGUUCGCGACGAAGCUGCGCUCGCUGAUGGACGCCGACACGAGCAAGAAGUACUACCUGUCGGCGGCGCCGCAGUGCCCUUACCCGGACCACGCGAUGAACGACAUGCUCAACGGGGCGACCUCGUUCGACUUCAUCAUGAUCCAGUUCUACAACAACUACUGCGGCGUGCAGUCGUUCGUGCCCGGGGCCUCGGCGCAGUACAACUUCAACAUGGACACGUGGGACACGUGGGCGAAGCAGACGAGCCUCAACAAGAACGCCAAGAUCUUCCUCGGCGUGCCGGCCAACUCGGGUGGUGGCGGCGGCUACCAGCCGGCCUCGUCCCUCGCCCCAAUCAUCGAGUACUCGAAGCAGUUCUCGAGCUUCGGCGGCGUCAUGAUGUGGGACAUGUCGCAGCUGUACCAGAACAGCGGCUUCCUCGACGGCGUCUACAGCGCCCUGACCGGAUCUAGCGGCGGCAGCCCCAGCAGCCCCGGCACCCCCGCGCCGACGUCGACCCUGACCACGUCGACCACCACGAUCACCACGAUCACCACGACCACCACGACCACCACGACCACGACGGCUAUCCCCCCCGGAACUACCUCGGUGCCUCAGUGGGGCCAAUGCGGAGGCAUUGGCUACACCGGCUCUACCGAGUGCGAGCCGCCCUACACCUGCGUCAAACAGGGCGACUGGUGGUCUUCGUGCCGAUAGACGCAUCGCCACCGACGGGCAUCCGAACCACCGAGGACGACAAGGUGGCGGUUGGCUGCGCGACCAAAGAGGGGGCAAUGGUUACGAGCAUAUAGCUAUCUUCUAACCUUUGCUCCGUUCUUUUUUCCUUCUUCUUCUCAUUCUUUCUACGUCAGUCCAUAGUCGGGGGUUUGCGGUGUUCCAGGUUGUCUACGCUUCGCAAGUAUAUAUUAGUUGCCGUCCGGCGCAGCAUUAGAUCGAGGGGGACCUGUAUAUAUGGGAGAACUUCUCGAGGUGCCGGGCCAAAGGUUCGUGUACAUUUACUGUCAGUUCAACACAGCAUUUAUCGCUACAAUCGGCCCGCGAAUCGGUGGAGUUGUGUGCUCGUUUCGUGAAUAGGCUCGGCUGCUCGUGGAGCUGCGAACAGCCGAAAUGGCUGAAGUCACGGCCCGGAUUCGCAAUACGGUUACUUUAUAUCUUCAGAGCAGUGUGCGAGUAUAUGAGCGUUCGCUAUACCCUCUGUUUUCACAGAUAUUACCCUUGUAUGCAUCUUUUAGCUAGGUAUGGGCUCUUAGGUACUAGAGGGUAAAUUUAGCCCAUUUUCUACACCUUAUCAUCGAUAUGGUUGUUAUUAUCUCUCCUACAAUGUUCAUCUCGAUGGCAUAGACGCCGAUACGCUGAGCUGAUG
Durotheca rogersii is the source of this 2138-nucleotide messenger RNA. RefSeq names its product glycoside hydrolase family 18 protein. The record is from RefSeq and is a predicted model, not a curated record. Gene Ontology annotation, cellular component: extracellular region. Lineage: Eukaryota; Fungi; Ascomycota; Sordariomycetes; Xylariales; Xylariaceae. The coding region runs from base 248 to 1471 and encodes 407 amino acids. The transcript is spliced from 5 exons. Gene Ontology annotation, biological process: carbohydrate metabolic process. Gene Ontology annotation, molecular function: cellulose binding; chitinase activity.